AUGCAAGCCUCCGAUUGCGCCGACGACCUGUGUACGGCGCCGGGCUUGGCCGGUCCAUCGGCGCUGUCAACAACGGUGUCCCUGGCCCCGUUCAUCGUCACCUUCUUCGCCGUUUCGACCCUCGUCCUAAGAAAGAUAUUCCCUCAUCUGGCGCGCAUCCAAGGCUCUCGCGAUGGCGAAGACCACUUCCUGCCCUCGGAUGCCCCGCCAGCUCUUCAGCAGGCUCACACCGAGCAUGGGGCCAAAUCAUUACGAAGGCAAAUCGCAGCCGGCACCUUCUCAGCCACUGUGGGAUUAGCGACUGUCCUGGCCGAGUUGAUUCUAUGUGAAAUAUCCGAAUUAGUCGACCCCCGCGCCCGAGCGACUGCGUUACGAAUCACGGUCCCCACUCUUCUCUUCCUCCUCAUCGUCCUGAUACCCUUCCUCGAACUCCAGUCGUUGGUCGCCGGUUCCGGUUGGUCCUUCCAACGGACCUCUAAGGGUCGGCUUCCUCGCAUUGCCUGGAUCCUGCAACUGGCCAUGUUUGGCAUCUGGAUAUUCCUAUUCUGGUCGCUUGGAAACCUGGUUCCUGGGAGAGGCGAUGCGCUGCGGCAUCCAGGCACGCACAUGGAAAGUUUCGCAACAGAGGUUCCUUCGAAUAGCUUGGCACGCGCCUGUCUUGAGCGUAUCGGGGUCAUUGGCAUUUCGCUCAUGGCACUCCUUUCCGGGUUCGCCUCUGUCUCAUCGCCAUGGCAUACCUUUGGAGGUCGAGCAUCGCGCCGCCCAGUGACAGACUCUGAUAUUGCCCGCAAACAAGCAGGCCUGGAUGCUACCAACGAGAUGCUUCUGACAAAGCGUCAUCGUCUGCAGGCAUUGCAGCGAAAGAUUGCCGAGAACUCUACCUCCGAGAAGCCUGGAUUUGUCACCAAGGUUAUCGGUAGUAUCCGCGGAGGAGGCGACGCCUCCGAAAUACGCGGUCUUCGCCUGGAAAUCUCCGGACUGGAAGCGAUGGAAGCGAAUCUAUCUUCUUCUUUGAAUGUGCUCCGCUCCCGGCAGGCUCAAUCUACACGAGGGGCAACAGCAUUGGGGAAGCUUAUGCUGGCUCCGACGUAUGUAUUCAGUGUCUAUUGUGUCUAUCGGAUUCUAGCGACGACUCUGUCGACCCUUCGUCGUUUGUAUCAUCCUGCCGCCUCAUUCUCUUCUUCGGAUCCCAUCAAUCGUCUUCUUGGCCUCUUAGCAAAACAUUGGGAUCCGAAGCUCGACCAAAUUGCCUGGGCGAGGCAAAUAUCAUUCCUCUUAUCCGGUGUCAUUCUUGCGGCGAGUGCAAACAGUGCCUUGCAAACCUUUCACCUCUUUGCCAAAUGGACGCCAGGACUCCUAUAUCAAGCACAGGCAAACUUGGCCCUUCUGAUCGGGCAGAUCAGCGCUAUAUAUGUAAUCUCCGCAGCACUACUCUUACGAAGCAACCUUCCAAAGGAGGUCGGCAGUGCCGUCGGUGACGCACUCGAGAGUGCGCUUGAGCCCGGAUUUGUGGACAGGUGGUUCGAGGGCUGGUUUUUGUUGGCGAGCGUAGUCACAGCUGGUGGUAUCUGGUUGGGCGGUAAGAUUGGUGAAUGGGGCGAGGACUGGGACGACAUAGGAAUGGAAGAGAUGGGCCAGAAACGGUCAUGA
Anthostomella pinea is the source of this 1650-nucleotide messenger RNA. Lineage: Eukaryota; Fungi; Ascomycota; Sordariomycetes; Xylariales; Xylariaceae. The record is from the annotation of a GenBank genome assembly.